Messenger RNA from Kazachstania africana CBS 2517, 330 nucleotides. RefSeq lists its product as uncharacterized. Gene Ontology annotation, cellular component: preribosome, large subunit precursor. The record is from RefSeq and is a predicted model, not a curated record. The coding region runs from base 1 to 330 and encodes 109 amino acids. The transcript has a single exon. Lineage: Eukaryota; Fungi; Ascomycota; Saccharomycetes; Saccharomycetales; Saccharomycetaceae.
AUGGCCAAAUCACUACGAGCUAAGAGUCACUUAAAGGCUAAAUCUGUCAAACGUAAUGCAGAAUUCCAGAAAGUGGUCGAUGAACGUGGAAAGAGAAUAUCUGAAAAAUUGCAGCAAGAUUUAAUCAACCAAAAAGUGAAACAAUUGAAAGAACAAGAUCCAACUAAGGAUGCUAUGGAAAUUGAAGAAAUAAGUAAUGACAACAUAGAAAAAGAGGGCGAACCUGUAAAGGUAAGCACAUCUGGUUGGAGAGAUGCCAGACAUCACAACUACAAGAGAAAUAAGAAACUAAGAAAAACUAAGAAGAAGGGCUCUUUUACCAAAUUUUAG